Messenger RNA from Cylindrotheca closterium, 1596 nucleotides. Lineage: Eukaryota; Bacillariophyta; Bacillariophyceae; Bacillariales; Bacillariaceae. The record is from the annotation of a GenBank genome assembly.
AUGACAAAAACAACCUGCCCCAAGUGUCGAGGCGAAGGAAAAAUCCGUCGACCACCGUCCAAAAAGGCAAGGCUAAAGCAUCAACGUCAAAUGCAACAGGAACAGGAACAAAAGAAUAAAGGAGGAGACGAUAAUGACGAUACACCAAACGACAGCAAACGAGUCAAGCUGACGACUCCUCCUCUUCCACCUCGCUUGGAACCAUGCAAAACUUGCAACCAAACUGGAAUCAUUGACUCCCUAGAGCUUCCUAAUGUUAGGAAUGAUUGCUAUCCUUCGAUUGCAAUUGUGGGUGGUGGAUUGGGUGGAUUGGCGUUGGGGAUUGCCUGUUCUCAUCGAGGGAUUCCCUUUCAAGUCUUUGAACGGGAUACCUCCUUUUUGAUGCGAAAACAAGGAUAUGGUUUGACCUUGCAACAGGCGAGUCGUGCCUUGGCGGCCUUUGGAAUUGAAUCCCUCCAAGAUGGACUCACCUCGACCAAACACAUCGUCCACACGACGGAUGGGACUCCCAUUGGGGAAUGGGGAUUGCGCAAAUGGGGUCGGGAUCAAGACAAAAAGCCACCCAAACGGCAAAAUGUCCACAUUGCGCGACAAGCGUUACGGAGAGAGUUGUUGGAUGCAUUGGGCGGCGAGGAAAGGGUAUCCUGGGGUCACAAGCUAAUGGACAUGGUGGUAAAAGAAGAUGAAAAAUACACACUGUCCUUUCAGAAAAAUGAUGGAUCCAUUGUUCAACAUGAGGCUGACAUGGUGGUGGGAGCCGAUGGUAUUCGAAGUACGGUUCGAAAGCAUUUGCUUGAAUCAACAACAACAUCAACAACAGAAGAAGAAGGAGACAUUGUCACUACUACUGAAACUGAAACUACAGCUACACCACUGCGCUAUCUCGAUUGUUUGGUCGUACUGGGGAUUUGUUCGCUGAACUUGUUGGAUAAGAAGACGACUACGGAAUCGGAACUCUUGGAUGGCCAAACUGUCUUUCAAACGGCUGAUGGAAGUACACGAAUAUACUUAAUGCCAUAUUCUUCCACUGCGUACAUGUGGCAAUUGAGUUUCCCCAUGAAGGAUGAAGCACUGGCCAAGGAAAUAUCAAAUAAUGGACCUACCGCUUUGAAACAAGAAGCAUUGGAGAGAUGUAGGAAAUGGCAUUCUCCAAUUCCUGAAAUUUUGGAAAAGACACCGGUCGAUCUCGUUUCCGGUUACCCCGUCUACGACCGAGACUUGAUUACCUUGGACCUGCUCCGUCAUAAUGGUAACAAUGAUUCCAAGAAAAAAUCUGCCAUGACAUUGAUUGGAGAUGCUGCCCAUCCCAUGUCACCCUUCAAGGGACAAGGUGCCAACCAAGCACUGUUGGAUGCUAUUUCCUUGGCGCGGUCCAUUGUUCGGGCCACGCACAAGAGAGGAGACGCCAAGACGGACAUUCCAAUGGCUCUGGACGAAUAUCAUGCCGAAAUGGUCGAGCGAACUGCCGUCAAGGUCCAGGCAUCCGCAGAGGCGGCCCAGUUUUUGCAUUCCAGCGUGGCCAUUCAAAAGGGUAACGUCACAAGGGGUGCUGCCGCCGCAUCCUCCGCACAGCAAGAAUCAAUCCUAAAAACAUAA